Molecule: messenger RNA, 1501 nt
Organism: Mangifera indica (mango)
Lineage: Eukaryota; Viridiplantae; Streptophyta; Magnoliopsida; Sapindales; Anacardiaceae
Product: bifunctional nuclease 2-like
Exons: 10
Coding region: 149-1216 (355 amino acids)
Biological process (GO): protein ubiquitination
Cellular component (GO): VCB complex; nucleus
Molecular function (GO): nuclease activity
Source: RefSeq, a predicted model, not a curated record
UUUCCUGAUAAACAUGUUAUCCACUGUCAUCUCUCUACACAUGCUGAGCUGAGUCGUCGUUGGCUUCGUCGGCCUGAAUGUGUUCGUCUUUCUCUGUUGGUUGCUUCAGAUUUUAGAUAAUCAAUAAUAUUAAUUUUAAUAAAAAAUAAUGAUGCUUGCAGCUCAGUUCCAUGUCCGUACACUCUCUGGUUUCAAUUCGACUUUUUGGGAUCAAGCGAAAACCAACGCCUCUUCUUGCUGUUCUGUAUCCGUUCAGCUUCAACUAUGUUCCGCGAAACGGUGUCUUAUUCAUCAAUCCGUCCUCUUUUCUUGCAAAUCUUCCCGCCGAAACUUUGUUGUCAGAUCCUCCAAUUAUGCCGAUCGUCGCGAUGACGGUUUUCUCCCGGCCUCCCUCCUUGUGCCAGAAACUGUGUUGCAUUAUCGUAUGCGAAGACAAGGUUUUCCAGAAGAUAUCACUUGGCAGAGUUCUCGUUCUAGUUCUAGUUCUAAUAGAUUGAUUCCGUUUCCUUUCCGAGCUAAGAAUUCGAGAAAUGACGUCACUUCAAUCGGUCGACAAGUUCUUCGUCGAUUUCAAAGUCCCACCAUUUUUCUCAAGAUUUCUUGUGAUGGAGAUUUUUUACUUCCGAUUAUUGUAGGGGAGUUUUCUGUUGAAAAACUUUUAGAUGCAUUGAUUGGUGGAGAAGAUAAUGGGGCCUGCCCAGAUCAGUUCCAGUUCGUGAAAAAUCUUGUGGAUGAACUUGGUUAUGAAGUAAAUAUGGUAAGAAUUACUACAAGAGUGGUGAAUACUUACUUUGCAAAGUUGUAUCUUAGUAAGCCAGGGAAAAAUGAUAUUAUUAAUCUGAAUGUGCGACCCUCAGAUGCCAUCAAUGUGGCAAAUAGAUGCAAGGCUCCAAUUUAUGUGAGCAAAAAAAUUGUCUUGGCUGAUGCUAUAAGAAUUGGUUAUGGGACAGGCAGAGGGCGUGAUGCAAAACCUACAUAUGAUGUAUACCUUGACAGUGCCUCAGAAGGUCCAGAUUCAGUUGCUGAGGAACUUAAUCUGGUGAGGAAUAUGGUUUUAGCUGUCAAAGAGGAGAGGUACAAUGAUGCAGACAAUUACUUAAUUGCAACAAAUGUUCUUAAACCUUGUAAUUAUCAUAUGGUUCCUGCAGCCAUGUUGAGAGACAAAUUAAAACAGCUUCGCAAGUCCAGAGGUCGAGUAGACAAACUUGGUCACUAAUACUUUCAAAUUGUUAUCAACUCGUGGGAUGGCAAUAUGAGUACUCACUCAGAAGAGAUGCUUGAAAUCUUUCCAAAGAACAUUUGGGUAGGAAUUUUUAAGAUCAAUAUCUAAUAUGAGGGAACAAGCUGAAAAGAAAGGCAUUUACAGAGAAACUUCUCCGAGGAUUUUGGUAUGUACAGAUUCAAAUUCGGAAUGUUGCCAUAAUUGUAUAAACAGAAAAUCAUGUAACCCUACCUUAAUUUUCCAAAUCAUAAUGGUGAAUUGAUUUUCUCUUGCAAAGAA